CCAAUCUGUCUUUAAAUUGCUCUUGUCACCGUAAUUUACUGCCAACCAACUCAUAAUGGUUGCCAAAUUGACAACCUUUCUAUAUGUAUAUACUCAUUCAUUUUCGAGCGCGUAACAGUGCCGGUCAUAAUGGUGCAAUUUUUAGGAUUUCUAGUACUUACUUUUGGUGCGGCGUUUGCCAGCCAUUGGUCGUAUGAUAAUCAAACUGUUUGGCCCGAACUUUGCAAUAGUGGAACCAGACAAUCUCCAAUCAACAUUCAAACAUCUUCCACAAAACAAACGUAUUUGUUACCUUUUAUAUUCACUGGGUAUUCCGAACGUUUUUUUGCUAAUGUAACUAAUACUGGCCAUACAGUAAAAAUAAACUUACAAAAUAAUGGUAAAGUUCCUACAGUAGAAAGGGGUGGGUUACCAGGCACUUACGCUUUGGAUUCUGUUCAUUUUCAUUGGAAUUCUGAACACACAAUAAACGGCUAUAGGUAUCCUGCCGAGCUUCAUGCAGUGCACUAUAAUGUCCAGUAUGGAAAUUUGGAUAAUGCAACAAUACGUGAAAAUGGUCUUGCAGUAUUUUCUAUUUUGUUCGAAAUUUCUUCCGAUGAUGAUAAGUACUUCAGUCCUAUUAUGAAGGUGAUCGAAAAAGUAGAUAAUACUGUUGGAAUGACAGCGCAAACCAACGAAUCCUUUUCUCCUGACAUAUUUUUUCCACGUGAUACUUCUGGGUAUUACCGCUAUAUUGGAUCAUUAACCACACCAGAUUGCAAUGAAGGUGUAAUAUGGACACUAUUUACAAAUACAUUACAUAUCUCUGAAUCUCAGGUCUCGUAUUUUACAAGUAUGUGGUCAGAAACAGGUCUUCUAACAGAAAACUAUAGAACUCAGCAGCCUAUCAAUGGUCGUCCGGUAUACGAGAAGAUUAGCCCACUUCCAAAAGUAAUAACGAUAGUUACAUCAAAUGCUAGUAAAGUAGCAUACAUCAAAUUGUUAAUGCUAUUCUCAAUAAUAUAUUUGUAUUUAAAGUAACAUCUGUUCUUGUGUAAUGUCCUCCUCACUGUUGUAACAAUAAGCUCUUUCUUCUGUGUAAACACUACCGCACAGGUAAAAUAUUUAAAACUGGGAUCGGGUAAAUACAAAGCUGUUUUUCAUUUUUAUUAGGAAAAUUUGUAAUCCAAACUAUAAUUUGCUUUGUAGGUGUUUUAUGCAAUUGUCACUACCUCAAUUUUGUUAUAACUAUAUUUAUAGUAGUUGUAUAGAUAUAUUUAUUACUACAUAUAUAUCAUCGGCAUCAUAAGAUAGUCUGAAGAGAUACACCUGCACGUUUUUCUAGUCUAAGCCAUUCGCAUUUCCCUAGCUUUAUGGUAUCCUAAAGUUUAAUUCUUAAAGUGAUAAAAGGGCCGAUUUUAAUCUCAGAUCAAAAACUGAGGAACUAGAAAUAACUGUAAGUGACGAUAAAUAGAAAACCGUCUGAAAGCCGAUUCUUUCUUUUCCGAUUCGAGCUUCUCUCAGUAAACGUUUUGAUAGUCCAAGAGCUGGCUACAUAAAUGCGAACUGAUCGAAUAUAAAUUUAAUUUUUUCUUAUAAGAUUCCGAUAAUGUCAUCUAAAAUUGUGGCCAUCUUGCAUAAGUCAUUGCUGCUGCAAUUAGGGCAGUAAAAAGGUUAAUCCUGCGUUCUUUUCCGCAAAUAAAAAUGAUCGAUUAUAGUUCUGCAAAUUGGUAUUGGUUCAUUUAGAGCUCACCAAAUUAUUAAAAAUAUUUGCAGAAAUGUUGCGGAUAAAGGGUCGGGAUUGACGAUCAGUAUAUAUACUUAGUUGUGCAACUUUGCAUACAUCAAGGAUAUUAUAUAAUUAAAAUUUUUAUGAAUUUGUAAAAACCAAAAAUGACUGUAGGUAACUAAAAAGAUUAUUUAAAACCUUGCGCAUGAGUUUUUCCUGUAUCUGACGAUUCUUUAUAAUAGUAGUUCUUCUUAUUCUUCUGAAGCUCAUUUCAUCCCUGAAAACAAUACAACAACGCUUUUCUCCUGUCAGCUCAGAUAUUGAAGAAUCAUUAAAUUUAUUUUGUUAUUCAAUAGUAAAUCAUGCUCCACCUAAAUUUAUAUCAUUAUUACGUCUGAACAAGAAUUUUCUUCUUUAUCUGACGCAUUUACUAAUGUAAGUGCAUUUUUAUUUUAUUCUGGAAAAGUGUCAAUAUUUUUAUUGUGAAUCCAAAUCACACUGAAUUUCAAAAAGAACUGAAUGGAAAUAUCUACAAUAAAUUCGUAACCGGCGAAAAACAUUAUUUAAUUUAUAAUGCAUUUAAUAAACCGAAAACAACAGUUUCUCUUGUAAACAUUCGUCGGGCAUCCGUACAAAAUAAUUGCUUUUUUAUACUUUUGAAAUUUUAUACGAAAUUUUUAAAGAAACUGAUUCAUUAAGAAUGCCUUUAUAAAAACUUUUUAUGCUCAAAUGUGUUCAAAAAGAAUAAUAGAGCAACAAUUUCAAAAACUAAAAAAGAGCACAGAAACGACUUAGCAGAAGAAAUGGAAAAUGGAGGAAUAAUUCUACGUGCUGGAAAACCAACAAUAAUUUUGGAAGAAUAUGGAAACUCCAAAAUAUAAGAGAUGGAGCUGCAUGGACAUCCAAUCAAAAUGCCCGGUUAUUGUGGUUUCCAAAAUGUUUUCGGCAAUGAAAACGCAAGAAUGCAAGAUUCGCAUAGACUACCAGAUCCCUACACUAAAUUAAAUCAGCCGGGCAUCACCGGAAAUAUUUAUAUU
Molecule: messenger RNA, 2745 nt
Organism: Agrilus planipennis (emerald ash borer)
Lineage: Eukaryota; Metazoa; Arthropoda; Insecta; Coleoptera; Buprestidae
Product: carbonic anhydrase 1-like
Exons: 7
Coding region: 130-1020 (296 amino acids)
Cellular component (GO): cytoplasm
Molecular function (GO): zinc ion binding; carbonate dehydratase activity
Source: RefSeq, a predicted model, not a curated record